GCCGGCAGGGCGCCUAGUGCGUUUCCCGGCGCUCCCCGGCGCGGCGGGGCUCGUCGACUUCGGGGCAAAGUGGAGGAAAAAAGAAGCCUGACAGCAGCCUAUGACGACUGUGAAGACAAUCCAGAAUUGCAAUUAUGAAUGGUGUUGCUGCUGGGCUCCUUCUGCAGAGCGUCUGAAAUGAACCUCUCUUAUUGAUUGUUUUUAUUGGCCCUGAGCCAGGAGUACUGGAUUCAGUUGACUUCAGGAUUAGAAAGAGAACAGUUUUGGUUAUCAUCAUAAACAUAUGAACCAGUGUGAUGGUGAAAUGAGAUGAGGCUCCGAAAUGGAACUGUAGCUACUGUUUUAGCAUUUAUCACUUCGUUCCUGACUUUAUCUUGGUAUACUACAUGGCAAAAUGGGAAAGAAAAACUGAUUGCUUAUCAACGAGAGUUUCUUGCCUUGAAAGAACGUCUUCGAAUAGCUGAACAUAGAAUCUCUCAGCGCUCUUCUGAAUUAAAUGCCAUUGUACAGCAGUUCAAGCGUGUAGGAGCAGAAGCAAAUGGAAGUAAGGAUCCAUUAAAUAAAUUUUCAGGUACAAAUGAUAUUUUUAGUUUUAUAAAAAUUAUUAUUUUCAAAGGGUUACGUGACUUUUAUAUUUUCUAUCUCUUUGUUGAAGGUCUUACUGAGAUCCUCCACUUUUUUAUCAAGGCCAUGUCAAUAGUAAUGGGAAUUCCCACAGUGAAGAGAGAAGUGAAAUCUUACCUCAUAGAAACCCUUCAUUCCCUUAUUGAUAAUCUGUAUCCUGAAGAGAAGUUGGACUGUGUUAUAGUUGUCUUCAUAGGAGAGACAGAUAGUGAUUAUGUACACAGUGUUGUAGCCAACUUGGAGAAAGAAUUUUCUAAAGAAAUCAGUUCUGGCUUGGUGGAAAUAAUAUCCCCUCCUGAAAGCUAUUAUCCUGACCUGACAAAUUUAAAGGAGACAUUUGGAGACUCCAAAGAAAGAGUAAGAUGGAGAACAAAGCAAAACCUAGAUUAUUGUUUUCUAAUGAUGUAUGCUCAGGAAAAGGGAAUAUAUUACAUUCAGCUUGAAGAUGAUAUUAUUGUCAAACAAAAUUACUUCAACACUAUAAAAAAUUUUGCACUUCAACUUUCUUCUGAAGAAUGGAUGAUACUCGAGUUCUCCCAGCUGGGCUUCAUUGGUAAAAUGUUUCAAGCACCAGACCUCACUCUGAUCGUGGAAUUCAUAUUUAUGUUCUAUAAGGAGAAACCCAUUGAUUGGCUCUUGGACCAUAUACUCUGGGUCAAAGUCUGCAACCCUGAAAAAGACGCAAAACAUUGUGAUAGACAGAAAGCAAAUCUACGAAUUCGCUUCAGACCUUCGCUUUUCCAACAUGUUGGUCUGCAUUCUUCCCUAUCAGGAAAAAUACAGAAACUCACGGAUAAAGAUUACAUGAAACCAUUAAUUCUUAAAAUCCAUGUAAACCCACCUGCAGAGAUAUCUACUUCUUUGAAGGUCUACCAAGGACAUACACUGGAGAAAACUUACAUGGGGGAGGAUUUCUUCUGGGCUAUAACCCCAGUAGCCGGAGACUACAUCUUGUUCAAAUUUGAUAAGCCAGUCAAUGUAGAAAGUUACUUGUUCCACAGCGGCAACCAAGAACAUCCAGGAGAUAUCCUGCUCAACACAACUGUGGAAGUUUUGCCUUUAAAGAGUGAAGGUUUGGAAAUAAGCAAAGAAACCAAAGACAAACGAUUAGAAGAUGGUUAUUUCAGAAUAGGAAAAUUUGAGAAUGGUGUUGCCGAAGGAAUGGUGGAUCCUAGCCUAAACCCCAUUUCAGCCUUUCGACUUUCAGUUAUUCAGAAUUCUGCCGUUUGGGCCAUUCUUAAUGAGAUUCAUAUUAAAAAAGUCACCAACUGAUCAUCUGCUAAGAAACCAGUACAUUUUUUUCCUGUGAAUUUGUUAAUUAAAGAUAGUUAAGCAUGUACCUUUUUUUUUUUUUAACUUGAACACUACCUCUUGUGAAAUCUACUGUAGAUAAGAUGAUUGUCAUUUCCACUUGGAAAGUGAAGCUCCCAUGGAUAAUUGCAUUCAUUCGAACCUAAGCUGUCCUCCAAUUUUAACUUGACUCAAACAUUUUACAGUUAUGACAGCCUGUUAAUAUGACUUGUACUAUUUUGGUAUUAUACUAAUACAUAAGAGUUGUACAUAUUGUUACAUUCUUUAAAUUUGAGAAAAAUUAAUGUUAAAUACAUUUUAUGAAGGGGGUACUUUUGAAGUUCAUUUAUUUUACUAUUAUAGACCCUCUUUUAUAGAUUAUCAGGGAUUAUAUAUAUAUAUAUAUAAAUAUACAUAAAAAUGUUAUGGAGUUAAUUUAUUAGAAACAUUUAAGAAGUACAUAUUUUUGUGCAGUAAAUUUUUGAAUCAAUACUUUUUUUGAAAAGUUACCUUGCUUUUUUAAUUUCUUUCUAUAUUUUUCUUUGGAAAUGCAAACAUUAAAAAUGAAUGCCAUUUUUUAAAUGCACUGCCAUUUAAGAAUGAUUCUAGAUUGAUUUCCUAACUGAAGUACUUUUAUAAUUGCAGUGAUUCUGAACAAAAUAUUUUCAAAGGCAUUUGUCAUUCCUUAAAGCCAAGAUUUUAAAGACCAACGUCCUUCUUGAGGGUUAUUUUACUAUACUGUUUAUGGUGUUAAAAAAAAAAAAAAUCAGUCUGAUAAAUUUUAAUGUGCAGGGGUCAUGCAUUCAGCCCAAAUUAUCAUGGACUCAACUCAUUACAUUCCCUCUGAUAUGUAAGAUGACAAACUAUUUUUUCUUUUUAAAUCUGUGUCUUUAAUCCAUGAGUUAGAUGCAUUAUCUCUUGUUGAUCCUUUUAUAUCUGCACCCAUUUAGUGAGUUCUGACAAAAUUUUUUCCAGGUGAUGUUAUUGUAUGAGUCAAAAUCAUUGAAUUUUACAGAAAAAAAGGUAAUACUGGUUUUUAGGGAGAGAUAUUGUAGCAGUUGUAUGUUUUUGCAAAGUGACUUGCUCUGUUGGCUUUAUGAACUUACAGGUAAAUUUAUAUCUGAAGAGCAUUUAUUGCUCUUAAUAAUGUAAUUCCAAAUGUUAUUACUACUGUAAACAAAAAGACUAUCAGCCUUAGCAAUCAGUGAUCUUUACAAAAGUAUUUUACUUUUAAGAAGUUCCGAAUGAUCACCAUCAGCUCCCAACCAGUGCAUCAGGGGGCUUGCAGGUGGGUUCCAGAGAGAUAUGCAGAGACUGACCCCCUGAGCUCUCGGACUAGCCAGUGGCUGAGGCCUCCGGGGGCUGGAGGUGCCCCCUGGUUGCCUCUUGCCUGGGGGAGCCUCCCGCGGUUACCCAGGAUGCUGAACAAAGAGCUUCCAGACAGCCUUGUUUUCUGUACAGUAUGUUGGAGUGAAAAAUGUUGGGAAACAUGGAUAGGGUACACUUCUUUCCAUUACUCCUGUUGGAAUCAUCAUCAGUUACUUUCCUUGAUCAAAAAGUUACACAUGGCCACAAAUAAUUUUUAUGUCCAAGUCUAGUGAAACAUUUUUGCUGGGCUUUUUAGAUUCACUUUUCACUUUCUUUAAUUUACUUUUUAUGUUGUCCUUACAUUUCCUUGGCCUGAUGCCUGCAGGCCAAUUUCAUUUGAAAAGAAUAACCUUUCAUUGUAAAACUUUGGCAGCCGUUGAAUAUUACGGACUGCUGGAACCACCGAGUGUCGGGAGAGAAACCCCUGGGUGGGUUAAGAAGUGCUCUCCUCUCCUUGCUUCCCCAGGAGCCCACUCUGAUUUUAGGGAGAAGGAGCAUGCGCUGAAGAUCAGGGAGGUGACCAUGACUGCAGCUCCUUGCCCUUGGGGCUGCUUGGGCUUUAGACUGGUGAGCCGUACCAGCCGGCUUCUUCCUGUGCUUCUGCUCAGCCUCCCCUCCCAGGCUUCGCUCACCCCUCCUGUUCCCGAGAAUACUUGGAGCCA
Molecule: messenger RNA, 3944 nt
Organism: Lontra canadensis (Northern American river otter)
Lineage: Eukaryota; Metazoa; Chordata; Mammalia; Carnivora; Mustelidae
Gene: MGAT4A
Product: alpha-1,3-mannosyl-glycoprotein 4-beta-N-acetylglucosaminyltransferase A
Exons: 16
Coding region: 310-1896 (528 amino acids)
Biological process (GO): protein N-linked glycosylation
Cellular component (GO): endoplasmic reticulum; endoplasmic reticulum-Golgi intermediate compartment; Golgi stack
Molecular function (GO): acetylglucosaminyltransferase activity
Source: RefSeq, a predicted model, not a curated record